GUGUGUUUGUAUGUUUGUGUGUGUUUGAAAGAUUUGGAAAUACUCAUAAUUUACAGUUGGAGUACAAAAGAUGGAACAACAUAAUCCAUUAUAUCAGUCGCUGGAACUAUCUCAAAAUAAUCUGCAGAGCGACAUUAAUAGCGACAACAACAGCGACUACAACAGCGACAACAACCAUGGCCAGGAAACUAUUCCAAAAACUAUUGCCACCGCGUUAGAUGCCUCGGCAAAUACAGAAGACAGAAUUUCAACGGACCCGAAAACGGCCAGGCAAACUGAGAACCCUGCGGCCGGAAGUAAACAACCGUCUAGACGAAGAACAGAUCACAAGGAAGAUGUUGUGAUUGUCGGUACAGGUAAUCCUCAAUACAUUUCAACAGGGCUGUAUUACUAUGACGGCACAGGAUUUCAACGUAUAAGAGAUCCACAAUUGCCGUCAGAGACUGGCCCGAUGGCUAUGCACGACGACGGCAGUGACUAUCUUGUCGUCGAGGGGGCAAUGUCAAGUGACGGCCACGCAUCAGAAAGGCCCGAAAGCGUUAAUACGAACGUUGAUAGCAUAUACCCGGGCCGACGAUUUAUGGCAGAACUAAGCCGUCGAGUCAUGGCCAACCCUGGACAUGACGUUAACGUUUCCACCUCAAUGACGGACAUUGAAACGUUAAACGUCUCAAUCAACGUCAGUCUAAACAUCGCUGAACUUCUCCGAUCUUACCAGGACAGUACGAACGGGAAUCGAAAUACAUCAAACAAUACCGAGAACGAAACGUCUACAAAUCUGUAAAAGACAACGCACUCUUUUGAAACGACGCCUGUAAUAGACUAUAAGUAUCUGCCAUGGCCGCUCGAGUAAGAUAGGUUCAUCCCAACCCGAGCGUAGGGUAUUUUACGGAAACGAGGUUUACCGAGUUACUGCAGAACACUCUGUGAGAGGGUUGGAUGAACCCAUCUUACACGAGCGACCAAGGUAGAAGCUUUUUCCCCUACAUCAUUUAAACAAAAUACAGCUAAAAUGUAUUUAUAGCUGGACCUCUUUCGUUCGUAAUGAUAUAUAUCGCGAAUAGAUAUGUGAUAAUUUGUGAUUGUCAUAGGUAUUCGCGCAGUGACUCAAAAUAUGUAAAUAUUCAAAUCGUUCUUAAUAUAGUUCUGUGGAGAGUGUAGCCUUAUUUACUGAAAACACCGUGAAAUCAUUUUUAGGUGCCCUUUGAAGUGAGAAAUAAUUAUUCGGAUUUUAAAUAUUGCCGUAAGACAAGGUUUCCCUGGUGCUACAGACGACGGUCUCUCAAAAGGGAGGUUAUUGUGUGAUGAAAAUAAAAAAGUAGUCCCAUACGGGUACUGUUUUAUCUUUGCCAGUUGGCAAGAUUGAAAGUUACUUCCUUGGCCGAGAGUGUAAGAUAGGUUCAUCCCAACCCCAGCGUAGGAACGAAGUUUCACGAGCGGCUAUGGUAGAUGUCUUUACUCCCACCUCAGUUAAACAAAAUAAAGUGUUUUUUUUUUCGCUGCAAUACUUUUGUGCGUAGUGAAAAUAAUUUGCGUAUAUAUAUGUGAUAAUUCGUGGUUGUCAUUGAUAGACGCGCAGUAAUGUAGAUUAUGUAAAUAGUCAAAUCGUUCUAAAAAUAGUUAGGAGGAGAUUGCAGCAUUAUUUCUUGAAUUCACAGUGAAAACGUUUUUUGGUGCCAUUUGAGACGAAAAAUAAUAAACUUUGAAGACAAGGUUUCCAUGAUGCUACAGACAACGGUCUUCAACAAGGGAGAUAAUUGUGUGAUUACAAUAAUAAGGAGUUCCAUAAGGGGUACAUGGUCUAUCUUUUGCCAGCGGGCAAGAUAAGGA
Mya arenaria is the source of this 1830-nucleotide messenger RNA. Its product is annotated as type-2 histone deacetylase 2-like. Lineage: Eukaryota; Metazoa; Mollusca; Bivalvia; Myida; Myidae. The coding region runs from base 71 to 784 and encodes 237 amino acids. The transcript has 6 exons. The record is from RefSeq and is a predicted model, not a curated record.